AUGGCAUCUUCUAUCGCUGUAUCCUGCCAACAGACUCGCUUUGACAUAUCAGACAGCACGGUCUUCACCGGUUUGGACAUCAAAGGCCUCAACAUCACAAUUCAAGCCCCUGUCCCCUCUUCCGAUAAUAUCGAAGCGUCCAAAGCAAAAUCCGCCCGCAAAAAGGCGCUUGCAGACGGGAUCGAAAUCCUCAGCAAUGCCGAAUUGAAGCUCAACCCAGGCCUACGCUACGCCCUCACCGGGAAGAAUGGAUCUGGGAAAUCCACCCUGCUCCGCUCCAUAGCUCAAAAGCUCAUUCCCGGGAUCCCAAAUUCGACUCGAAUCUCAAUCUUACAGCAAACAUCUACCUCUGACCACCGGCACGCGGAGAAUGAACCCUUCCUUGGAAUCGACAUUGGUGGCGAUGACGGAAGGGAAAAGGAUCGAGCUUCUCAAACUCCGCUUCAACGCGUCCUGUCCUCGGACUCGUUCCAACAAGUUCGACAAGCCGAGAAGAAUGCGCGACUGCGAAGCGGCGCCCGCGGUCUCCAGGCACGCAAGGAGCUACGGCUCCUGGAGGAGAAGGUCGUAAAUGCGGAUGCGGAAGCGAGGAUCACAACGCUAGCGGACAUUGAUGCGGUGGUGAUCGCUGCCGAGACAUCCGCCGCCCUCGACUUGUGGACAGAUCUGCAGGGCCAGAUAGAAAGCUAUAGCGGCAAUGCCGCCGCUGACGCGGAGAAGCGUGCCAUCUCCAUCCUGCGUGGGUUAGGAUUCACGACCGAGGGGAUGAUGAAGAACAAGACAUUUGCAGAGCUGAGCGGAGGCUGGCGGAUGCGGUGUCUGCUCGCCGAGACCCUGUUCCAACCCUCCGACAUGAUGAUCCUGGACGAACCAACCAAUUUCCUCGAUCUGCUCGGCAUCGUGUGGUUGCAGCGCUACUUGCUGUUUGGGAACGACCUGGCUCAGGAAGACAAAGACACGACGCCAAGCAGGGUCGUGGUGGUGGUGAGCCACGAUCGCCACUUCGUGGACAGCGUCUGCGACGAGACGAUCGUCUUGAGGGAUCAGACGCUCCUGACCUUCAAAGGUACGCCUUCAGCGUAUGAGGCUGAUCUCCGCUCGAGGAUUUUACAUCUGAGUAAAGUGAAGGAGGCGAACGAUCGCCAGGUCAAAAUGAUGGAAAGGAGUAUCGGUGAAAACUUGCGGGAGGGGAAGGCCAAAGGAAAUGACAAUAAGGUCAGGGCCGCGAAGAGCCGGCAGAAGAAGUUGGAGGAGAGGAUGGGGUUGCAGGUCUCGGCUUCGGGCGGGAGGUUUAAGUUGAGUAGGGACAGGGUUGGGUUUCAUGAUAGUCUGAGGGAUGAGAUCGGGGUGCCGACCGAGGAGAGCGGAAGAUCUAUCGUGCUGCCUGGAGUAACUGGGUUGAGAUUCCCAGGGUCGCUGGACAUCAACUUGGUCGUGCAUAUGGGUGAUCGCAUUGGAAUCGUGGGCUUGAACGGAUGUGGCAAGACGACGCUCAUCAAGCUCAUCACUGACACGAUCCGAGUCCCCCCGGCUUCAGGGACCAUGACGAAACACCCCCAGUUGAAGCUAGGCUAUUAUUCCCAGCACGCUGUGGAGGAUCUGCAACAACAUGCAGACCCCAACUCAACCGCUCUAUCUCUCAUGACGCAACAAGUCGCCUCCGCCCUCUCAGAAGGCGACAUCCGCGGCCUCCUGUCCAGUCUCGGACUACCAGGUCGCACCGCUUCCGAUGUGCCCAUCUCUAAACUGUCCGGUGGUCAACUGGUCAGACUAGCCCUCGCGAGAGUGAUAUGGAACUCGCCGAGCCUGCUGGUCCUGGACGAAAUCACCACCCAUCUGGACCACUAUACCGUUUCUGCCCUUAUUGAUGCGCUGAGGGAUUAUGAGGGCGCAGUGCUGCUGGUUUCGCAUGAUCGAUUUCUUGUUAGGGGUGUGGUCGAAGGGCAGGGUGGUAGUGGUGGUGGUGAAUGCGAGGAAGAGGAUAUGGAGAGGGGAGGCUCAGGGGAGAAGGAAAUUGAGAGGAGGAGGAUUGUGUAUCUAUUGAAGGGUGGGAGGUUGAAGGUACUGAAUGGGGGUGUGGAGGACUUUGAAAGGUCGCUGGAGAAGAAGUUGGAGAGUUUAAGUUUGUAG
Endocarpon pusillum Z07020 is the source of this 2130-nucleotide messenger RNA. RefSeq lists its product as uncharacterized. NCBI's taxonomy places the organism in Eukaryota, Fungi, Ascomycota, Eurotiomycetes, Verrucariales, Verrucariaceae. The record is from RefSeq and is a predicted model, not a curated record. Bases 1 to 2130 code for a protein of 709 amino acids. The transcript is spliced from 5 exons. Gene Ontology annotation, molecular function: ATP hydrolysis activity; ATP binding.